AUGCGAGUACUAUCCGCAAUAGUUCUUACAUACUGCUUCGGCUGCGUCAUUCUGGAAAAUUUUGACAAUGAAUUCCCGCGCAGGCCACCAGUCAGGGACGGCAAGAUCAUCGUCGAAGGUUCAGAAAGUCAAGUUAUAUCUUCGACAAAGCUUCCACGUGGGAUUUCAACCGAGAGGGGCGGUACGAGAGAAAGUUAUAACCGUCAGACUGGAACAAGUCAAACUGGAGAAAAGAUUGCUCAAGCUAUGUUGACGGAUACCCACGGUGUGAAUGGGAGGCAGAUUUCUACAUGGCAGCAUCAUCAAAGAGGUACACGGUCUCUUUUCCGCAUUAUUCCACAACACCACGUACGCAAGAAACGAAGGACACCGCUCCACUUACGCCGUAACCUUGCUGAGAGGAACUUUAUAAACACAGGCUCCGUCUCGCACGAGCGGCAGACGGCUUGCGAGAGAUGCACAACGACUGAAACUGCACUUUAUCACAGAACGCGGGUGAAAAAAGGCAAUAAAGAUUCACCACCUUUGAACAACGACCGUUUCGCACGGAGAAAUGAUCCGGAAUACGAGGAGGAUACCCAUGUAGACAAGGAAGAGACGGAGAAUGACAUGAGCGACUGGGACGAAUGGACCGAAUGGAGCGAAUGCAGUACGAGUUGUGGCUGCGGGCGCCAAGUUCGAUGGCGUCACUGUAUCGGAAAGGAGUGUAUGGCCGGUCUUAAGAAGGCCCAAAUAAGGACGUGUCAUCUCAGGGACUGCAAUAGCAAGAGUUUGUUGACUUGGCUUGGAAUCAAAGCCUAAGUCAAAUUAGAGCUCGGAGAA
Neodiprion fabricii is the source of this 822-nucleotide messenger RNA. Its product is annotated as adhesion G protein-coupled receptor B3-like. Bases 1 to 801 code for a protein of 266 amino acids. The record is from RefSeq and is a predicted model, not a curated record. The transcript is spliced from 4 exons. Lineage: Eukaryota; Metazoa; Arthropoda; Insecta; Hymenoptera; Diprionidae.